UUGCUGUGGACGGCCGUGAUGGCCUUGCCACCCGGCCACAGUACCCUUAAUAAUUACGACCAUUCGGCUGUAACUGCCAGUGCCAUCCGUCGUGUAAAAGUAAAAACUCCUCGUUUUGUUUCUCCCUAUCUUAAAUGGGAAUACCGAAACCGACCUACCUCUGAAUCAACAAGAACCCAAUUGCAUGGCUCCACCCGGAAUCAAAAGGCCGUAUGUGACUACAACAUUCCGACAUGUGUCUUUUCCGCUAACUCCAUAUCAAGAAAAAGUGAAAAAUCCAAUUUCACCUCUCCUUUACAGAACCUCAUUAUAAAACCCUCCACACCCUGUCUUUGGAUUCUCCAUCUUGCCUUCACACAACUUUUAUCUUUACAUACACACAAGAUUCGGUAAUCUUUAACUUUAAGCGUAAUACUUAAGCAAAGCAUCGAUCCAUGCCUGUAGAAUCCGCGUUUAAAGCAAUCGAGAGCGACGAGAAUGUGUUGCAAAAGCACGUUGCUUUCUUUGAUCGUAACAACGACGGUGUGAUUUACCCCUGGGAAACUUUUCAAGGGUUUCGAGCAAUUGGGAGUGGAAUUCUGCUAUCCUCAGUCGCUGCUCUCUUCAUUAAUAUGGGUCUCAGUGGAAAAACUCGCCCUGGGAAGAAGUUCCCCAAUUUACUCUUCCCGAUUGAGAUCCAAAACAUCAAUAUGGCAAAACAUGGCAGUGAUUCUGGCGUCUACGACACUCAUGGAAGGUUUGUUCCUUCAAAGUUUGAGGAGAUAUUCGAGAAGUAUGCACGAACGAAUUCAGAUGGGUUGACAGCAGAUGAACUCAACGAAUUCAUCAAAGGAAAUAGGGAACCAAAAGACUAUGGAGGAUGGAUUGGAGGGUUUACAGAAUGGAAGAUCUUGUAUUAUCUGGGUAAGGAUGAGAAGGGAUUAUUGAAGAAAGAUGUGGUUAGAGGUGUUUAUGAUGGAAGCUUGUUCCAUAAAAUGGUGGAAGAAAAGGAAAAGGCUAAAGCGUCCAAGAAGAAACACAUUGAUAAAACAUUGAAUUGUAGGUUGCUGGGGAGUGAGAAGAACUUUCGGAGAAGGCCAAAGGCUGCUGACGGUGUCAAAGGUUGUAGUCGGCAUGAAUGGUGAUUGUCUGAUCGUCAAUUACCCGAUCAACCUUGUGCCCUUGCGUGUGUGUUCGUGAAACGUUAACGUGAAGGAGGAACGAAACGGUACCAUCAAUCCCAAUUCUCACGUUUAAUUGUUUUUUAGUUUUUUUUUUCGUUAUCUGAUUUUAAAUUGUAUUGGACUAUUUUGUAAUAUGUAAUAUUAUAAAUGGAAUGAGUAUUUGUGCUAC
Messenger RNA from Lactuca saligna, 1332 nucleotides. The record is from the annotation of a GenBank genome assembly. Lineage: Eukaryota; Viridiplantae; Streptophyta; Magnoliopsida; Asterales; Asteraceae.